GCCAGAAACGGCUAUAAAAUGGCUUAAACGGCAACACUGUCUCGAAAUGCAGCUCGACCAGCGCUAAAAUAGUGAAAAAAUAGUUUACCCAACACUCCAGCGCCGAGCGGUUAAUAAGAAAACACACACGAAUUAAAUGUUUCGCGCUAUCGCCGAGGGAGCUAAGAAGCAGCAUCCGCUCCCCAGACUCGUCAGUUCCCGCUCCCACUGCCGCUCCUCCACAGCCUGAUCCUCAGCCUCGUCCUCCUCCUAGUCCCCCAACCCUCCUGGUUGCCCUGCGCCGGCCAACGAUGACGGAUGGCGAACAGCAGGAGGCACUGGUCAAGCGGGCCGAGGACGAGCGGGAGGGCAUCUUUCGCCGCUACGAGCUUGGCCUGGACCCCACCAACAAGGUGGACUCCUGGGAGAAUCCCACCUUCGAGAUCUAUCACAUAACAGACAAAUAUGGCUUCAUGCACGACUCCCGCCUGCCGGAAACCCGCGACGCUCAUGAGGUGCAUCGCACCAAAAUCGAAGUGGAGCGCGUUAAGAAAUGGGUGAAGAUGCUGGAGACUUGGCCACCGCCGCCAGACAAGCUGCACAAGCGCGUAUACAAGGGGAUUCCCGAUCGCAUGCGCUGGCCGGCCUGGAUACGAUUGCUAAAUGUCAAGCAAUCGAUCGAAAACAACAAAGAUGUGUACAACCGCAUGCUGGUGCUGGCCAAGAAGUACUCCACGGAGACGCGACAGAUCGAUGCCGACGUAAACCGGCAGUUUAGGGACAAUCUCGCCUACCGGGAGCGCUACAGCGUCAAGCAGUGUUCCCUUUUCAAUGUGCUCAACGCCUACAGUAUCUACAACUCGGAGCUGGGAUACUGCCAGGGCAUGGCCUGUGUCGCCGGCGUCCUGCUGCUCUACAUGCAGGAGGAGGAGGCCUUCUGGGCUCUAAACACGCUAAUUACGGACCAAAAAUAUGGAAUGCACGGCCUGUUUAUUGAAGGCUUUCCCAAGCUGACGCGCUUCAUCGACCACCACGAUCGCAUACUGUCCAAGAUAAUGCGCAAGCUCCACAAGCACUUUACCAAACACAACGUUGACGCGCUGCUCUACGCCAUCAAGUGGUUUUUUGUGGUCUUCGUCGAACGAGUUCCCUUUAGCCUUAGUCUGCGUGUGUGGGAUAUAUUUCUGUUGGACGGCGAUAAGGUUAUUCUAUCCAUGGCCAUCACGAUCCUCUAUCUCCACAAGGACGAACUGCUGCAUCUCAAAGACAUGGACGCCAUCAUCGAGUAUUUGCAGGUGAAACUGCACAAGAACUUUGGCUACAACGACGACGACGCCAUCCAGGCUCUGGAGCGCGUUAUGAAAAAGCUGAAGGACCUGAAGCUGGACGUUCCACCGCCAGCCAAGUCAAAUGAGUUCCCCACGCGCACAUUGGGCGACUUUGUGGAGGCUGACAUGGAGAAGAAGAUCGGUCGCAGGCGCAACGAUUACACGGAUACCGAAAAGCAAGUCAUAACAGAUGUGAUAUCAAGACAAGAACAAAACGCGAUUGAGGUACAAUCGACAGUGUCCUACGAGACUUCGGAGUGCGCCACGGGUGAUGCAUACUCAAUGAAAACCUAUCAGAGUAUCACUAGCCUAGCCACCUCCCCGGCGAAUAGUAGCUACUCGCUGUACAGCAACGGAUAUGUGGUGACCACUCCCGAAAGUGUCCAAGACAAUGCUCGCAGCCAGAGUAUCCACAAUCUCAGCUAUCUCACCGCCCAGCAGCAGCCGUAUGCUCCGCCCAGCGGGCUGCAGCACACGCGGCACAGCUUCAGCAGCGAAAGCGAUAGUCGCACUCGCCUCGAUCUGGAUCAGGCGUUGGAGGCACUCCAGCGACAGCAACUGCACAUGCACACAAAGAGUCCCAGCAGCCAGGGUGUCUAUAUCAUCCACAACGGUCACCAGGAGGCAUCGGAUGCCCAGGUCAUUGCCAACGGAGACGGAGACGACGAUGAUGCGCUGAGCGUGGAGAACACGCGCCUCUAGUUUUAGUUCAUCCGUAAUCUUUCUUUGUGUAGUUAAUUUUUCCUCCUUUGUUUGUAUAACGCAUAUGCCAACUCUAAACAUUCAAUAGUAAUAUCCACGUACUUAGCUUUAAUUUUUGUGUGUCCAAAAAGCAGGAAAAUUGAAUUGUUAUCAUUUGCUCCUAGCGUUAAUUGAUUUUGUUUUCAGUGUUUUUUUUCUCCUGCAUACAUUCUUGUCCUUUGACUCUCUGAUAUUACCUACCCGAGAGACUAUUGUAUUCCAAAACAACAAACUGAUAACUCCUAAGAUUCCAAUGAUUUUUCUACGUACAACGAUUAAUAUUUAUUGUUAUCCGCCUAACUACUUUCCACUCUACACUACUUAAAACCUACUUAAACCACCUCUACUCUACUAUUUACGUAUUUUAAGCUUUGCCUUUGCAUUUACUAUGUUUUCGCUUAACGAUGAAACUCAACUUUAGUUUAUGUUAAAGCCAAAAUAGUAGCUGUAAUCUGAUUAGCCAAUAAUUAUAUGACUAUAUAUAUAUCUAUAGAUGAAGUACCAAACAAAUAAAAUGAUUUUGUACUGAAGAGCUAUUCGCUUGCCAGCAUGAUUGAUUUUCUAUUCGAUUACUCCAUAUUAUUGUAUGACAAGAACUGUUCCAGGUUCAGAAUCCAGUAUUUAUCCGAAGUAUUCGGUUCGAUUUGCACCUCACAACCAACAAAAACACUAACACCGCUAACAAAACCAAAAUUCACAUUGCCACCCACCACCACCACCCACCAGCCA
Molecule: messenger RNA, 2777 nt
Organism: Drosophila bipectinata
Lineage: Eukaryota; Metazoa; Arthropoda; Insecta; Diptera; Drosophilidae
Gene: RN-tre
Product: Related to the N terminus of tre oncogene
Source: RefSeq, a predicted model, not a curated record